CUAGAAGCCUAUUGCCAUUGUAAGCUGGCGAUGGAAGAGAGUGGAAGGUAGCGGGAACCGCAUGAACCCUCUGGAUCCCUCCCGAACGUCACUCCAAUUUUUUUUCCGCCCGCCAAAUUGUCAGUCAUUGAGAGUGGCCGGGACGUCUCCUACUUCUUCAACACCACCAUACCCAUAAUUAUUCCCCACGACCAAUUCAUUCCUGCUUGUCUGUAAUAGUACAUAUUUAAGUUCCAGUCACGACCGAUCUAUCUAUUUUUCGAAAUAUCCUACAGCUUUCUGAUCUAAAAACCCUCUCAAGAUGGACGCCAACAUGAACAACCUGCUCAAAUGGAGCAUCAAAGCUUCGACCGAGAACCGCACCGACGAAGGUGACAACACCGGGGCUGCUGCUGCUGAUGGUACCCCACAGCCCUCCAGCGCCGCUUCGCGUGGUCUCAAUCCCGAGAUGCUUUCUGCGCUCUUCGGCGGUCCCACCGACGCCGACCUGAUGAAAGCGUCUAUGGAGGCUCUGCGCUCCGAUGAGGUGGAUCUCGAGAACAAGCUGAUCGCGUUCGAUAACUUCGAGCAGCUGAUUGAGGGCAUUGAUAAUGCCAACAACCUGGAGCCCUUGGGCCUGUGGACUCCUUUGGUGGAGUUGUUGCAGCACGAGGAGGCAGAGAUGAGACGCAUGGCCGCCUGGUGUAUUGGAACUGCGGUGCAGAAUAAUGAGAAGGCACAGGAUAAGCUCGUCGUUCUCAACGCCCUUCCGAAGCUUGUGACGAUCUCCACCACCGAUUCUACCCCCAAUGUUCGCAAGAAGGCCAUCUACGCCAUCUCCUCCGCGGUCCGCAACUACCAACCUGCCAUGGAUGAAGUGACCAAGAGCCUGCCUGAGGGCUACUCUCGCGACAAGAUCGACGCUGGCGACAUGGAUGCUGUGGAUGCGCUCAUGGACAAGCUGCGUGCUCACCAGGUUGAGUCUGCUUGAGCGGCUUGGCUCUGAAGGCCGAUAUUAUGAGGUUGUCGCACGCCCUGCACGAAAUCGCUACUAGCUGUACGGCCGUGAAGGCCGGGUUAUUCGGCUUGUCGAAUCAUAAAUUACCGGAACAUAUUCACAGCUCGCCGACGUUGAACUGCUUCCGAGCACAAUCAGGCGACUGCAUAUCUACCAGAGCGUCUUUCCUGGCUGUUGAUAAAGUUGCCUGUCGAUCUGGGAGUAAAAGUGCCUGGUGACAAGCACUUGGCUUGGGUCCAUGAUGGGACCUGGACCUCUAUGAACCAGAUCAUGUCCCGCACUUGGGGCGGGAUUAUCCGCUUACAUGGCUCUGCAUGUCAUGAGCCCUUACUGCUAUGCAUGAGAAUAUACCCACUUUUUUUUAAUGCGUAUUUUGAUUAUUUGUUGCAAUGAACAAUGAACGUUUUACACAGGUUCAAGGAAAAGAAGUUUUGUUUACGCAGAAUAUAUCUUU
Messenger RNA from Aspergillus brunneoviolaceus CBS 621.78, 1451 nucleotides. It is a transcript of the gene fes1, whose product is annotated as Hsp70 nucleotide exchange factor FES1. NCBI's taxonomy places the organism in Eukaryota, Fungi, Ascomycota, Eurotiomycetes, Eurotiales, Aspergillaceae. Bases 302 to 970 code for a protein of 222 amino acids. The transcript is spliced from 3 exons. The record is from RefSeq and is a predicted model, not a curated record.